Humulus lupulus (European hop) is the source of this 1626-nucleotide messenger RNA. RefSeq lists its product as uncharacterized. Bases 1 to 1626 code for a protein of 541 amino acids. The record is from RefSeq and is a predicted model, not a curated record. NCBI's taxonomy places the organism in Eukaryota, Viridiplantae, Streptophyta, Magnoliopsida, Rosales, Cannabaceae. The transcript has a single exon.
AUGAAUUACACUGAUGCAAAAUUUUACAAGUCGGCUAAUGUCACGAUUUUGAAAGAGAAACUUGAGGAGGGAAAAUGUCAUGAAAGCUCAACCUCACAGAAAUCCCUACAAGUUAAGCAACUAUCCCCUGUGAAAUCUCCUCAGCCUAAAGAGGAGGACUUGAAGGUAUCUAAUCAAAAACGAACCUUCAAGUACAUCCCUAAAAGUCAACGAGGAGUGGGGCAAAAAGCUUUGACACCGAUUGAAGAUUCGAUGACAGCCCUUAUGACGAGCUUUACUUUACCGCUAAGGAAAAUUGAUCAGUCACUACCCAAAGGUAAAAUGCAAAUUUCAAUUACUUUUGGUGAAAAUAGCAGGAAAAAUAAAAGGGUUGUUACUCUUAAUAAAAAAUCUUCAACUUCUGUAACUCCGAAAGCCUUCAAAGUGGAAAAGAAAAAGUUCCAUAUCAAGAAGCAAAAAGGAAUCACAAUCCAUCAAAAUAGUGAUUGUUUAAAAGCUUCUUUUGAACCAGAUGAGUUAACAGAAGAGGAACAAAAAAUGUUUCGCAAUGAUGAUGUACCCACACCUUCCUCGCGGGUGUCGGUGUUUGACAAACUUGAAGCAAGCACAUCCACCCCACGAGUGUCAGCAUUCGAAAGGCUUGUUUUCCCAAGUGCUCCACAGCCAAAGGGAACUAAAAAGAAAAAGCAGUGGGUGCCAAAACAAAAGAAACCCAUGAGAAUUACUAUUCUUCAAGGGCAUGAAACACAAGAAGAUGAAGAAAAUAUUGCUCAAGUCAAUUACCUCUCUUUUGAAGAAAGUUUGACAAUAGAAGAUGAAGGCUCGAGCUCAAACCCUACGGAAGAUUUUAUAGACAUUCUUCAACCAGCACCUCAAGAAUUCGAAGACGGAGGACAAGCAACAGUGGAUGAUUUAAUAGAGAUCAACCUUGGGACCGAGGACGAUCCAAAGCCUGUAUUUGUCAGUGCUUUAUUAACCAAAGAAGAAUUACCACAGUACAAACAAGUCCUUCGUGAAAAAAAAGUUGUAUUUUCUUGGGGGUAUCAAGACAUGCCAGGGUUGGAUCCAAAGGUUGCCGUACACAGGCUGGCAGUAUCGAAAGACGCUACCCCUAUUAAACAAUCUCAAAGAAGAAUUCGACCAGAGCUACUUCCCAAAAUUGAGGCAGAAAUUGACAAGUUAAGAAAUUGCUGGUUUAUUUGGGAAGUUAAGUAUCCCAUUUGGCUCGCAAACAUUGUCAUUGUGAUGAAGAAAAAUGGGGAACUCUGCAUAUGUGUGGAUUACCGAGAUCUUAAUCGGGCUUGCCCAAAAGAUGAAUUCCCACUCCCCAUCACUGAGUUAUUGGUAAAUGCUACCACUGGUUUUGAUGCCUUAUCAUUCAUGGAUGGGUUUUCUGGGUACAACCAAAUCAAGAUGACACCUGAAGAUGAAGAGCUCACUGCUUUUCGGACACCAAAAUGCAUAUUUUCCUAUACAGUUAUGCCAUUUGGCCUCAAGAAUGUAGGGGCAACCUACCAAAGAGCAAUGGCCACAAUUUUUGAAGACAUGAUGCACAAUACUGUUGAAUGUUAUGUUGAUGAUUUAGUGGUCAAAACAAAAGAAAGGGCAAAUCAUCUUGAUGAUUAA